GAACUCAUCAGUUGAAUACAACCAAAGCGCCAAAACCAACCAACUCAAGCGAGUCCAAGCGACCAAACCUCAUCCAAGAGCACAUUUCUCAAGCGGCAAACGUCUAUUCCUGUGAAUCAACCGUGUUUCCUCUAUCAAGUUCAAUAGUCAAGUGAACAGUGAAAAUGUCGAUCAUCCCGAUUUUCUUCCGCAACUGGUGGGACGACGAAUGGGAUCGUCCGCUGUGGAGCUCUCGUCUGCUGGACCAGCACUUUGGCAGUGGUGUGACGGCGGACGAUCUGCUCAACGCUCUGGCAUCGGUGACCGACCGUCGACUGCAGGAGCAACAGGCCCAACAGGGACAACAGUCUGGCAACCGGUACAAUCGUCCGUGGCACAGCUCUUGCGUAGCUCGCAUGCAUGACAGUGGCUCAGCGGUGAACAUCUCGAAGGACAAGUUCCAGAUCAACCUGGACGUGCAACAGUUCUCGCCGGAAGAGAUCUCGGUCAAGUACGUGGACAACUGUGUGCUGGUCGAGGGCAAGCACGAGGAGAAGCAGGACGAUCAUGGCUACGUCUCGAGACACUUUGUGCGGCGCUACAUGCUUCCCAAGGGCCACAAUGAGGCCGAUAUCGUGUCGUCGCUCUCGUCCGACGGGAUUCUGACCAUCACGUGUCCCCGGAAGGAGAUCGAGCAGAAAAAGGAGGAACGAAGCAUCCCCAUCACACACACGGGACAGCCGAUGAAGCAAGUGACGGGCAAAGCGGCCCAAGAGAAUGGUCACAGCAAAAAGGAGGGAGAGAAAAUGGAACCAUCAGUGAGUGAAAUGUCUUCCGUUCCGAUGUACUUCCGCGAUUGGUGGGAUGACGAUCUGUUUGAAAAUCCGCGUCGAACGUCUCGAUUGUUUGAUCAACAGUUCGGUACCGGGAUAUUCUCCGAAGAUCUGCAAAAGAUGGCCUCAAGCUUUCAUUCGUCCUGCAAUUUGCGCUCCUCGCGACUCGGAAGCUUUCGCCGCCCCUGGAGCGAGUUCGGGGCGCACAAGUUUAGCAACAGUUUGAUCGGCAACAGCGGCCCCCUUCCCCUCACCGACCGGCUGCAGAUCAAUCUGGACGUGCAACAAUUCACACCGCAUGAGAUCACCGUUAAAACGGUCAACAAUUCGAUCGUGGUGGAGGGCAAGCACGAGGAGAAGCAGGACGAGCAUGGGUUCAUCGCGCGUCACUUUGUUCGCCGCUACGUACUGCCGGACGAUCACGAUCCCAAAGACGUCAUCUCCAGCCUCUCGUCCGACGGUGUGCUGACGAUCGUGGCACCGAAGAAGGUCCCCCAGCCGGCACCGGAAGCCGUGUACGAACGAACCGUCCCGAUACAGCGCAUCGAGGAGCGUACGGUGGAAAGUGUACGGACGACCUCGGAAAGUGUGACCAGCGAGAGUAAUGGCAAAUGAGCGGACAUAUGCAAAUGGAUGAACGGGCCACGGGCCACGAUGAACCAAAGUGAUUAGCGAAGUAUUAUUUGUGGUGGUGAGAGUGCGGUGAGAGUGUGCGUGCGAUUGAUGCGAAAUAAAGUGAAGAAUAUAUUGUUGAGCAUUAUCAAA
Messenger RNA from Anopheles arabiensis, 1577 nucleotides. RefSeq lists its product as uncharacterized. The transcript has 4 exons. Bases 165 to 1427 code for a protein of 420 amino acids. Gene Ontology annotation, biological process: protein refolding; response to heat. The record is from RefSeq and is a predicted model, not a curated record. Lineage: Eukaryota; Metazoa; Arthropoda; Insecta; Diptera; Culicidae. Gene Ontology annotation, molecular function: protein folding chaperone.